Messenger RNA from Geodia barretti, 3799 nucleotides. NCBI's taxonomy places the organism in Eukaryota, Metazoa, Porifera, Demospongiae, Tetractinellida, Geodiidae. The record is from the annotation of a GenBank genome assembly.
CCACCAUCAUCGUCAACUAAACAUAGCUUAACUGAGGAACAGCUUGUUGUGCAUAUGGAAUAUCUGGUAGAAAAAAUUUAUGUUAGUAUAGGCAAUAGAGUGUGCAGGCAGUGCAUGGGAAUUACAAUGGACACGGAUUGUGUUCCAUUAGUAGCAAGUUUGUUUCUAUUCUAUAAGGGGCAUAAUUAAGGCAAAUUUGGUGUUAGCUAAAAAAUUCAAUAAAACACUGCAUUUCAUUAAGCGAUAACUGACAUAUACCCCCGCGAACUCCAACAGAAGAAAAUUACGGAAUGUCAAACACAACUGUCGUACUUAGUAACUAUAGAAAAAGGGAAAUACUCAACAGCAUUAUAUGACAAGUGGGACAAUUUCAUUUUGAUUUUGUAAAUUUUUCAAUUCCAUCUGGACCUACAUGUGGAGUUUAUAUUUCCCAGCCAGUACUAAAUAGCGGGUAGUAACUAUAAUAUAUACUCAGUUUUCGAUGAGGGACUACAAACUUACACAACGACCACGUAUAUAGUUCACCAAGAAUUCACAUGCUCAGCAUUGUGUGUAGCUUUUCGGAAGCAAAGAAUACGGUUUUAGACAAUUAUGGUUGUAGUAUACGCAAACAUAAGAUUGUGUAUGUUUACCAACAAUGGAUCCGUUCCUGAGUCGCCAUUUCCCACGCAGAUCCAUUUAACGGUACGUAUUUUAAUUUUACACCGCGUGCAUACAACUGUGUACUGAAUAGAAUCAUUGCACAGCCGCUCUAUACUGGAGCCGAGCCUUGUCUGCGCUUUAGUUGUCGUUCUUUCUUUCUAGAUUAUAUUUUAAUAAAUGUCUAUUUUUCUACAAAUUCUUUUUUUAUUAUUACUUUGUUUACUGACUCUUAUUCAGGUUUUCUAUUUUAUAUAUUUUUAUAUUGUAUUUUUCUACAGCCUCUGUAUAGCAACUGUCAAUGUAGUUGUGUGUCGUGAGGCUUGAACACUCUUUGUGUGGGGAGAGUUGGCAUGCCAUAAAAGACUCUUUAACUCACCGCCCCAGUUCUCAAGGCUGGGCACCUGUUGUCCUACUUUUUUUAUGUGCAAGUGUGCCGUUUGUCUUGUGUGUGUACCUGGUGGGGGGGUUGAAGGUUACUUCUAGUUUUCUCUAUAAACUUACUUUUUAUGAUCUUUGAUUUGUCUGCACAAGAAGGAUUAUAAAUGGGGAUUGCAUCAUGUGUAGUGUGUGUUCCUUUUGUAAUGGCCCCCCUUGUGCAUUUUCUUUGAACGGUUAAUUAUUAUCACUUUUUUCCAAUGUAGGGUGUUGUUGACCUCGUUACAGCUGGAGGUUUGAUGUUGGAGGGAAAUUUACGAUAUGCUGGAGGACGUUCUACAAUUCCCUCUUUAAGAAGUCGUGCAGAUCGCCAUUUAUACACAUUUCUGUUCAAAAGGCUGAUGUUAUUAACAAAGAAAGACGAUGAUGGAUAUCAAUAUAAAACACACCUAGAGAUUGCAGAUAUUCAACUUUCUCAGCGAGUUGAAAAGGAAACAAGUGCAACAUUUCAAGUGCGACAAGUUUCAACUGGAAAUUUUUAUAAUUUACAGGCUGAAACUCACAAAGGGAAGGAAAAGUGGGUAAACACAAUCAAGAAAUUGUUGAUGGAGAGUUUACCUGGCCUGCCUGAUAAGGCAAGGAUGCUGAUUAUGGCUGGAUUUCCAACAGAUAACUCUUCAAAACGUUUGAGGAAUGAAUCAAGUCAAGCACAGACUUCAAGAAAUACUAGAGCAAAACACAGAAAGAGAUCAAGUACAUCCCCGGGUUCACUUACGAGCCAACUAGUCCAAGCAAGCCUUGUUGCAACCCUUCAGUUGGAACCAUUUCAAGAGCAAUCAGGUGAGCAACAUAAUGAGGGAGCUGAGGUGUGUAAUUCAGCAGAGAGCAUAGUUGAUGAUUUAAUGGAGCUGGCAAUUGAAACCCCUGAGAAGAAAACAAAGGAUACAACUUCUGGUGAAGCACCACAGAUGUUACAUUUAUCACCAGCUAGAGUAAAGAGGUCUGAAAAGAAGAAAAGUGUUGUGGAUGCAACAGAACAACUUACAAAAUAUGAUGAUGAACCAUGUCAGCCAUUCAGUAAAGGUUUUAGCGGAUGUCGUAUAGUACAGAAUUUGUCAAUAGUUAAGGAAGCAAAUUCAAAGCAGAAGACUGCAGAAGACAAUAUGAGCAUUGAUGGUGAUGAAGUGACUGUCCCGCAUCUUACAGUAUAUUGUACAAGCACUGAGCAGCCAUCAGACACCAGUUUAUGUCUCAACCAAGGAGAUAUGCAAACUCUUAAAGUGUUACUUUGUAUUUCUCAAGAGAGUGUUACUGAAACAGAUGAAGAAUCACUAGGAACACCACGAUUAGCCCCACCAUUGGAAUUUACAGAUGAUUACAUUGAUUCUAUGACCAAUACUGGAAUGAUGCAGUGCACACAUGUUGGAAGAGGUUUGGACGAUGAUGAAUUUGUACUCCCAGAAAGUAAUAUGUGCCAAAGCAAAGUAAGUAACAUUGGUGUAAGUACACCGAGGAACCCUCCUACUGAUCACACGCAAAAAUCAAUACUUAAUUGGCAAACAAGCCCAACAUGCCUCAAAAGUCAAAGCAUACAUUGCCAGGAACAAUUUUGUUUAUGUGAGGCUUCCAUUAUAUCAAAGACCUGCACAACUCAUGAAAAGCAAAAUACUGUGCUGCAUACAAAUAUAGAACACUAUAGCUCUCCAAAACUUGAAGAACAUCAGCAUAGCUCACCAAGUUUAGAAAACAGAGGAAUGUUUCCUUUUGUCUUGCAGCAGAGUCAGACACAAAAAGCAGCAAAACCAACCCUAAGACAUAUGAAUCCAUACACAGGGAAUCCUGAAGAAGAAUUGUCUUUUGACGAAGUACUGCAACACUAUGAUAACUAUGCUUCUUCUACCGGUAAAACUGCCAGAUCAUGGUGUGUUAAUCAGCUGUCAGGAUCACCAAGUCUCCCAAAGGGAGAGAAACGGAGAAAAGAUAGGAAGAGAAGCAUGACAGUAGCAAGCUUUGAUAGAAAAACGCUUCUUGCAGCUGUAGAAGGAACAUUCUCUCAGCCUUCUACCGAAUCACCAAAGAAACCACACUCUAAAGUGCAGCAUUUGGCCAGGGAGUACUCUAGACGAAUUAAAGAUAAUCAGAUGAACAAGCAUUCCCCAGUUAAUGAUAAAGUAUGUGCUCUACCUAACUGGGUACCUGAAGGACCAGUAGAGCGGUUAGUUAAAGGUAACAAAGAAACUACUAAUCAUCCAGUGGAAAAUUUAUCGUGGAUGAGUAAAAAAGACUCAGGAAGCAGUCCUACAUUGCAUCCAGAGCAGACAUCCAUGACUGUUUACCACAUACCUCCCACAGAUGUCCAACUACAGACAAGUCCUACCACAAAUACACAAAGUAAUAAGGGAUUAAAAGGAUUGGUGAAGUCUCUUGUUGUAAAGUUUGGUGGAGGAAAAUAACAGGGAAGAAUCAAAACAUGGAGGUAUAUACCUCACCACCUUUUUAUUUUAUGUAAUGUUUGAUCCGACCACAUGAUUAUCCUCACGCUAUCACAUUAAGAAAUUAGGCAGAAAGGGGGUGUUGGGCUUCUAACGGCUUGGUGACCUAUAUCAAACACACACUUGGAACAUGUGAGAUGACCCAAAACUAUUAACAUUCUUUAAGACACAUGUCUGACAAACCUGCAUGCAAUGAGGUGUAUAUUUAACCCUUGUGUCCAUCUGUCUGUUCCUGCCACUAUGUGCAACAAAGCAUGCUUAAGUACUACAAGUAAAUAGAAAUUCCUGCG